CCUCGCGGCCCCUCCCAGCCCUCCACAAAGAUGGCGGCCGCGCUCCGGCGGGCGAAGCUGAGGGGAGCGCUGGGGCUGCGGGGCGGAGGCGGCGGUGCCGGAGCCAGCGCCAGCGGCGGAGGCCAGUGACAGGUGAUCUUGUGAAUUUGUGUACCGUCGAUGAUGGCAGAGCACCCACCGUUACUGGAUACCAGUUCGAUUAUAAGUAGUGAAAUCCCUCUUCUAACUUCCCCUAUUGUUAGCGGGGAUGGAGCACAACAGGUUAUUCUUGUGCAAGUUAAUCCAGGGGAAGCUUUUACAAUAAGAAGAGAAGAUGGACAGUUUCAGUGCAUUACAGGUCCUGCUCAGGUUCCAAUGAUGUCCCCAAAUGGUUCAGUGCCUACUAUUUAUGUGCCUCCUGGAUAUGCCCCACAGGUUAUUGAGGAUAACGGUGUUCGAAGGGUUGUGGUGGUUCCCCAGGCUCCAGAAUUUCAUCCUGGUGGUCACGCAGUGAUACACAGGCCUCCUCAUCCUCCACUGCCUGGCUUCCUUCCUCUCCCAGCCAUGAUCCCUCCUCCACCACGUCAUAUCUACUCACCAGUGACCGGGGCCGGUGACAUGGCGACGCAGUACAUUCCACAGUAUCACACGUCCCAAAUGUAUGGGGAUCUGGAUACCCUGCCUGCACAUGGAAGAGCCAACUUUAGAGAUGAAAGGUCUAGUAAAACAUAUGAAAGGUUACAAAAAAAAUUAAAAGACCGGCAUGGAACUCAGAAGGAUAAAUUAAAUAGUCCUCCAUCAUCUCCUCAGAAAUGUCCUUCUCCUACAAGUGAACCUAAUGGACUUACAAAAGGACAGGACACAGCUGGUAUAAGCACAGGUUCUACCAAAAGCAAGUCAGUGGGUAAAGGAAAAAGCAAUUCUCAGACAGACAUAGAAGUAGAAGAAAAGAAUGAAGAAACAAAAGCACUUGAAGCACUUCUUUCUAAUAUAGCCAAGCCAGUGGUGUCAGACAUUCAGGCAAGAACAGCACUGCUUAUGUGGUCACCUCCAUCCAUUGAUGUCGGAGAAGACACUGACAAGAGUAACAUACCAGGGGUUUAUACUUACGAAGUGAUGAUUUCAAAUACCGGGAAAGAUGGAAAAUACAAAACUGUAUAUAUUGGAGAAGAAAAUAAAGUUACUGUAAGUGAUCUCAGGCCAGCAACCGAUUACCAUGCAAAGGUCCAAGUGGAAUGCAAUUGUAUAAAGGGGAGUCCUUCAGAAGCAGAGAGUUUUACCACAAUGAGUUGUGAACCUGACGCUCCAAAUCUGCCCAGGAUAACUAAUCGGACCAAAAAUUCUCUUACUUUGCAGUGGAAGGCAUCUUGUGAUAAUGGUUCUAAAAUCCACAGUUACCUUUUAGAAUGGGAUGAAGGAAAAGGAAAUGGAGAGUUUUGCCAGUGUUAUUAUGGCCAACAGAAGCAGUAUAGGAUUACUAAACUAUCACCAGCAAUGGGGUACACCUUUAGACUAGCAGCCAAAAAUGACAUGGGGAUGAGUGGUUUUAGUGAAGAAGUCCUGUAUCAUACCUCAGGCACUGCCCCAACUACACCAGCAAGUCCUUUGCUGAUUAAUGCUGGAGUUACUUGGUUAUCCCUACAGUGGACAAAACCCUCAGGAACACCGUCAGAUGAAGGAAUUUCAUAUAUACUAGAGAUGGAGGACGAGAACUCAGGAUAUGGUUUCAAGCCAAAAUACGAUGGCGACGAUCUUACCUACACAGUGAAGAAUUUGAGGCGUAGUACGAAAUACAAGUUUAGGGUCAUUGCCUAUAAUUCAGAAGGGAAAAGCAGUCCAAGUGAGACAGUAGACUAUACUACUUGCCCAGACAAACCUGGAGCACCUUCAAAACCCUCAGUGAAGGGAAAAAUCCACGCACAAAGUUUUAAAAUAAUCUGGGAUCCGCCAAAAGACACUGGAGGAGCAGCAAUAAAUACAUACGUUGUGGAAAUCUCUGAGGGCUCUAAUGGAAACAAGUGGGACACAAUAUACAGUGGAGCUGCAAGGGAGCAUUUGUGUGAUCGAUUAAACCCUGGUUGUUCCUAUCGCUUACGUGUGUAUUGCAUUGGGGAAGGAGGGCAGAGCAUGGCAUCUGAUUCUUUACUGGUGCAGACACCAGCAGUGGUUCCUGGUCCAUGCCAACCUCCUCGGCUGCAGGGUAGACCAAGAGCAAGAGAAAUUCAGCUGCGCUGGGGACCACCUCAGGUAGAUGGCGGCUCACCCAUUAGCUGCUAUGGUCUGGAAAUGUUUCAGACGGAAACUGAUGAACACAGAGAGGUUUACCAAGGCUCUGAUGUUGAAUGCACGGUAGGCAGCCUUCUUCCAGGGAGGAUGUACAACUUCAGACUGCGAGCAGCUAACAAGGCUGGGUUUGGACCUUACUCGGAAAAAUGUGAAAUUACUACAGCACCUGGACCACCAGAUCAGUGCAGGCCCCCCCAGGUGACGUGCAGAUCUGCCGCGUGUGCCCAGGUGUCCUGGGAGGUUCCAGGGAGUAAUGGAGCUGAUGUCACAGAAUACCGACUGGAAUGGGGUGGUAUGGAAGGAUGCAUGCAGAUCUCUUAUUGUGGGCCUGGCCUCAACUGUGAAAUGAAAGGACUUUUGCCUGCUACUAUAUACUAUUGCAGGGUUCAGGCAGUGAACGUUGCGGGUGCAGGCCCUUUCAGUGAAGUAGUGGCAUGCAUGACUCCAGCCUCUGUGCCUGCAGUUGUGACUUGUCUUCGGGGACUAAGUGAAGAUGAAGUGGAAAGUCCACACUAUUAUCCUUCCACAUGCCUUGCUUUAAGUUGGGAAAAACCUUGUGACCAUGGGUCUGAGAUCAUUGGUUACAGCAUAGACUUUGGAGAUAAGCAGCCAAUAACUGUUGGGAAGGUUCUGAGCUAUUUUAUAGAUGGCUUACAGCCAGAUACAACCUACAGAAUCCGAAUUCAAGCCCUUAACAGCCUUGGAGCAGGACCUUUCAGCCACACCAUAAAACUGAAAACAAAGCCUCUCCCCCCGGAUCCUCCUCGCCUGGAGUGUGUUGCAUACAGUUCUCAGACUCUCAAGCUGAAGUGGGGAGAGGGAACUGCAAAAGCGUUAACUGACUCCAUUCUGUACCACCUUCAAAUGGAGGAUAAGAAUGGAAGGUUUGUAUCCUUGUACAGAGGACCAUGUCAUACAUACAAAGUACAAAGACUCAGUGAGUCAACAUCAUACAAAUUUUGUAUUCAGGCAUGUAAUGAAGCUGGUGAAGGUCCCCUUUCGCAAGAAUAUAUUUUCACUACUCCCAAAUCUGUUCCAGCUGCCUUGAAAGCACCAAGGAUAGAGAGAAUGAACGAUCACACCUGUGAAAUCACGUGGGAGGCUCUGCAGCCCAUGAAGGGCGAUCCGGUUAUUUACUGCCUUCAGGUCAUGGUGGGAAAAGACUCUGAAUUCAAACAGAUUUAUAAGGGUCCGGACUGCUCGUUCCGAUACACAGGCCUCCAGCUGAACUGUGAAUAUCGUUUUCGUGCGUGUGCCAUUCGCCAGUGCCAAGAGACAUCGGGACACCAGGACCUGAUAGGCCCCUACAGCUCACCAGUGCUAUUCAUCUCUCAGAGGACUGAACCACCGACGAGCACCAACAAGGACACUGUGCAAACCACAAGGACACAAUGGUCACAGAGCGACCAAGUGUGUGCUGCUGUCAUUCUUGCACUUUUUGCUAUCUUUUCCAUUCUGAUUGCUGUUAUCAUUCAGUACUUUGUAAUAAAGUGAAGAAAACAGAUUUAUUUUAGAAUGCUGCCCAUUACAUUUUACUUUCUCAUAAUCUAAAAAAAAAUUCUGUUCUCUUGCUUUUACAAAAACAGGCAUUUAGCACCGGCAUUGGGACUGAUGCAAACCCUUUCAGCCACUUUAAAAUGCUUACUGGUAGGUGUAGGCUGACACACGUUAUUAGAAUGCAAGCCACAGAAAUACAAUCUUUUGUUUAAUAUGCCUUCUUGCAGUACAAACUUCAUAUGGGGCAAGCAGUGCUUAACAUGAAGGGUUUGACCAGUAAACACGAGUGUAGAAAUGGUUUCCUGGCCCACACUUUUAAGGGUUACUACCGUAACAGGGAAGAAUGUGUAGAACGCAUUUAAAACUUACUCUUAACAAACUUGUGCUGUAUACAAUAUUAAUCUGAUGCUGUGAAAGCAAUUUAGCGCUGUAUUUCUACCUCCUCAUUUGUCUUAAAUAUUUGGAAGGCAGGAUACAUGAUGCAAAAUGGAAGGGGCUUUUCUCAGGCAGCAAAUAAUAAACUGGAUGGAAGAGUGUGCACGAAGGAAGCUUCUUACCCGAUAAAUGUGGAGUUCUUCACUGCAAGUAGAUGUCUUGGGAAGACUGCGAGGGGAUGGCACAAGUGGUUUAUCUUCCCCCCAGGAUUUGAUGUGUACUCAUCAAAAUGCCUCUUCUUACGAAUCCAGAAGGGAGAGCGAGAGAGGACUUUUUAGAUUUGUUACUCAAAUUGAAAACUCGUUCUGAAGUUGACCUUUUGAUGGGAUGCAGUUUAUACAGGUGUCUGUGCCCUCCGGUUUGGCCAGUUUGUAGAUUUUUUGAGACAAAAUUCAUUUCUGAAUCUUUGCUGUUACCCCGCCACUCACUUGCCAUACCCACUUUCGUUUGCUUUUUCUUUUCUUUCUUCCUUUGGGGCACCAAAUCAGAAGACGAAGUGUAGUAAUUUGCACCAGAAAACUUAAAGCUGCUUUUUUCUCGAGAUCCUAAUGUUUAAUGUAAUGUCUCUUUUUGGAUACUGUACCAAAUCGUUAACUGCAUGUAGUUAAUGUCGCAUUAGAGCACUUUGCAAUUGCAUAACUCAUCAAUGUUUUGUGAGCUUGCGUUCGUGAGUUCUUGGAUGAGCAGACUGAAUUCCAUCAAGUAUCCCAUGGAACAUCUCGCUGGAUGUCGAUGAUUGCCAGUGACACAGAGCUUGUAGUGAACUAUCUUUGAAAACUCUUGUCUCAUCACACUUACGUUCUUUGUUAUACACUUUGUAAUUAGCUACUUUUAAUUUAUUUGAGUUACAAGAUAGUGGAUCAUUAAUGACUCCUAGUUGCGUUCAGUUUAGCAUUUUUAAUGGUAUUAAACACUUCUGUCAGUCUUAAUGAUAAUAAAAGAGGAACCUCUGUCUCGUGCUUUGAAGAUCUCUGAAGACUUUCUCGUACCUUAGAGCGGGCAUGUAUCGUACUUGGUUAUACGUCCAAUGAGCUGUGCUGUACAAAACUGUUGCUGAGUUUCGUUUUUUGGUUUUUGUUCUUUGGAAAAAAAAGCAAUGGCGAAGAGCCUGGCCUCCAAGUGAGCGGAAUGGUCUGUCUUUGAGAUGUACUGUAUGUUUACAUUUGAUUUCCAACCUGUCAUUUUGACGUCCAGGCCGAUUCCUCCCCCGACCACAGUGACAACAGGUGUUUUCUAGAGCCCUCCCCCCGGUGCCACGUUUGGCAGCACGCACGCGGUUGAGUGGAACAGCCCAGAGAUUUCUUACAGUCGAAUGUCUCAAAUGGUAAAGAUUUGUUACUACAGUGAAGCUGCAGUGACUUCUGUUUUUCAUAGUCAAAUCCAAAUGAGCUCCUAUUUUUGAUAGUCAUUUAAUAGCGUAUUUGCCAUUUGAGCCUCAGUGCGUAUGACUGCAUUGAAGACAGUUUUUAAUGUAAUCUUAAUUUUACCUCAUAUUCUGUACAUUCCAAAAAGAAAAAAAAGAAAAAAAAAAAAAAACUUUUUAAAACGUUAUAGUUACACUACCAAACAUAUCACUUUGCAACUGUACGACGUCGGACUUCAUGAAGAUGAAACCUGUAUAGUCUCAUAGAAAAUGCAUAAACGAUGUAGCAAAGUAUCUUUAAACUCUGUGGGAAAUAAAAGCAUCCUUCUUUUUC
Messenger RNA from Tympanuchus pallidicinctus (lesser prairie-chicken), 5894 nucleotides. RefSeq names its product fibronectin type III domain containing 3A (gene FNDC3A). The transcript has 26 exons. NCBI's taxonomy places the organism in Eukaryota, Metazoa, Chordata, Aves, Galliformes, Phasianidae. Gene Ontology annotation, molecular function: protein binding. The coding region runs from base 160 to 3759 and encodes 1199 amino acids. The record is from RefSeq and is a predicted model, not a curated record.